AACUUUAAAGCCAGGUGUCCUUGUUGGCUGCAAUGCAGGUGUUUGGGAAGAUUAGCAUUCAUAGGUAGUUUCAUUUAAAUAGUUAGCAUAAAUGCUCAAGCUACCAUUUUCAUUCAAGCAUGAGUUAUAGGCCUAAUGUAUAAACCUGUGAAAUAAAUUAAAGCGCGCCGACAGGAAGUGGGAAACGCUUGUAUGUUUGUGUGUCCGCCCGCGUGCGCGGCGCGCUGUGUUUGAGCGGUGCGGCUGCGGUCAGUUCGAGGAGAGAGAGAGUGUGUGUGUGUGUGUGUGUGUGUGAGAGAGAGAAAGAGGUGUGAACUGUCAGACGAGAGGACUCGAUACCGAUGCGCUUGAAAGGAGUGAAGCAAAACCGCUUGUUGCGCUAUAAUUGUACACAAGAGGACGACAGGAAAUAUAGUUUUUUUGUUGUUUUUGUGAUAUUUACUACCUAAUAUAGAUCUUUCGACGAAACAUAGGGGUGCAAUAACAGGCUAUAACCUCUGUCUUGCCAGGCCAUUACUCAUGCAUUGUGGUAAGCUAACUGGGUAGCUUUGACUUAAGGGUUCCAUAACCUGAAAAACAAAUCGCUUCCCCUUUUUUGAAGAGGAGGAGGAAGAGGAGGCGGGGGCCGCAUAGCUUCUUCUGUAUUUCAGUUGUCUGGGGUCUGUUGUUUUAUUUUUAUUCUGUAAACGGAGUUUAUCUGAAUCAGGCUACUUCGUCUAUCUUCAUAUUAGGACGACAGCGGCGGGUGUCGGAGAGGUGUGUGAGGAAGAGGAAGAGGCAGGAAUGAUGAUGAUUGGUAAAUCGGUGAAAGACAUUGACAGAUAUCAAACUGUCCUCACUUCGCUACUGUCACUCGAGGAGAACAAAUUCUGCGCGGAUUGUAAAUCCAAAGGUCCCAGAUGGGCGUCAUGGAACCUGGGUAUAUUCAUCUGUAUCCGCUGUGCUGGGGUCCACAGGAACCUGGGCGUCCACAUCUCCAGGGUCAAGUCUGUCAACCUGGACCAAUGGACACAGGAACAGAUACAGUGUGUUCAGGAGAUGGGGAAUGCCAAGGCCAGACGACUCUAUGAAGCUUUCCUCCCAGAAUGUUUCAUACGACCAGAGACUGACCAGUCAGCAGAGAUGUUCAUCAGGGACAAAUAUGAGAAGAAGAAGUACAUGGACAAGAUCCUAGAUGUCAACAGACUUAGAAAAGAGAAGAGCUGUGAAAACAUCCCCAAGGAGCCAGUGGUGUUUGAGAAGAUGAAGUUGAAGAGAGAAAACAGCCCAAAGACACAGACCCAGUCUCCGUCUAUCUCAGACCUCCUAGGACUUGAUGAUCCUGCUCCCCAUGCUGCUAUAUCCAAUGGUAGGUCCAGCUCUGGAGAGAGGGGGAGUCCUCUGGUGACUAACCCAGCUACGGUGCACUCUGACCUGAAUCUAUUCAGCUCUCUGCCUGCCUCUUCCUCCACCAACACCACGCCGGUGGGUAGCUCCAUGCCCAGGGGUUGUGUGGCCGCGUCGGUACCCGAGAACCUCAGCCUGUUCCUGGACUCAGCACCCAGACAGGAGGGCUCUAGGACAAAGAUGUCUAAGGCUUCCAUUCUCUCCCUCUAUGCAACCACACCCACAUCGCACCAGAACCUAGCUGCCAGGGCUGGCCUAUACAUGAACCCAGCACAGCUGGGCUACUACGGAUCAUACCAUUCCCUGGCCACUGAGGGGGGAGCGAUGGGAGGAGCCAUGGUGACAUCACACUCCAUGAUGGCCCUGAGUGGUCAGCAGCAGAACGGCAUGAUGGGAGGGCAACAGCAAAGUGUUUUGGGAGCUCAGCAGAAUGGAAUGGUGGCAGCACAACAGAACGGCAUGAUGGGAGCUCAGCAGAACGGCAUGAUGGGAGCACAACAGAACGGCAUGAUGGGAGCUCAGCAGAAUGGAAUGGUGGCAGCACAACAGAACGGCAUGAUGGGAGCACAACAGAACGGCAUGAUGGGAGCUCAGCAGAAUGGAAUGGUGGCAGCACAACAGAACGGCAUGAUGGGAGCUCAGCAGAACGGCAUGAUGGGAGCUCAGCAGAAUGGAAUGGUGGCAGCACAACAUAAUGGCUUUAUGGCUCAACAGGGAGUCAUAGGGCAAGCAGUCAACACAUCCCCGUUCAUGGCAGGAGUGCCACACAGCAUGAUAAAUCAGCAAAGCAUUAUGGGAGCUCAGCAGAGUGUUAUGAUGGGAGCUCAGCAGAGUGGCAUGAUGGGAGCUCAGCAGAGAGGCAUGAUGGGCGCUCAGCAGAAAGGCAUGAUGGGAGCUCAGCAGAACGGCAUGAUGGGAGCUCAGCAGAAAGGCAUGAUGGGAGCUCAGCAGAACGGCAUGAUGGGAGCUCAGCAGAACGGCAUGAUGGGAGCUCAGCAGAGAGGCAUGAUGGGCGCUCAGCAGAACGGCAUGAUGAGAGCUCAGCAGAACGGCAUGAUGGGAGCUCAGCAGAACGGCAUGAUGGGAGCUCAGCAGAACGGCAUGAUGGGAGCUCAGCAGAACGGCAUAAUGGGAUCUCAGCAGAGAGGCAUGAUGGGAGUGCAACAUAACUGCAUCAUGGGAGCACAGCAACAAAGCAUCAUUGGAUGUCAACAGAAAGGCAUGACGGGCGGAGUGGCGUCCGUGCCUCAGCAGGUACUGCAGGAUCAGUGCGCCAUCACUCAGGUUCCGUAGGACUACUUAGAGCCCUGCACAGGCACGCAUUUUAAGCCAGAGCUCUACCAAUGCCCGGCAACAUUCAGGCCCUACCCUGCCCAGGCCCAAUUGCUUCUGCUAACUUUAAGGCCCAGCCCUGCGCGAAGCCCAAAAUCAGAAAUCACUUCCUCUGUUAGUAAAUCCAUUAUCUGCUCUGUCUGUCACUCACCCCCUGCACACAGUUCGCUCUGCAUGCGCUCUGCUCAUGGCGCUCUGAGUCUGUGAGUAACCAUAGCGACGGCUCCGCUUCGGGCUACUCGAUGACAAGGUUGAAGCACUUCUAACGCCACGUUAUGAUCUUAGUCAGAUAUGACUAUACUGCACAGCAGAGUACGUGCAAAUGGCUCAGCUUCAACAUUUUAAUGACCAUACCAGUAGCCUAGUUAUUGAUGAGAAGAAAAGAAAAAACGGCCCUAAUCUGAUGUUGGGGCCCGUCGGGCUUGGGACGGAUAGCAGAGCUCCAGGACUCCUUCUGUUCUCAGUCCACCAAUAGCAGAGCUCCAGGACUCCUUCUGUUCUCAGUCCACCAAUAGCAGAGCUCCAGGACUCCUUCUGUUCUCAGUCCACCAAUAGCAGAGCUCCAGGACUCCUUCUGUUCUCAGUCCACCAAUAGCAGAGCUCCAGGACUCCUUCUGUUCUCAGUCCACCAAUAGCAGAGCUCUAGGACUCCUUCUGUUCUCAGUCCAACAAUAGCAGAGCUCCAGGACUCCUUCUGUUCUCAGUCCACCAAUAGCAGAGCUCUAGAACUCCUUAUGUUCUCAGUCCACCAAUAGCAGAGCUCUAGGACUCCUUAUGUUCUCAGUCCACCAAUAGCAGAGCUCUAGGACUCCUUCUGUUCUCAGUCCACCAAUAGCAGAGCUCUAGGACUCCUUCUGUUUUCAGUCCACCAAUAGCAGAGCUCUAGGACUACUUAUGUUCUCAGUCCACCAAUAGCAGAGCUCUUCAUAUCAGCAUCCCAAGUGGCAUGCUAUCCCCUUGCAAGUGCACUACUUUUGACCAGAGCCAUCAGAAGUAGUGCACUAGGGGAUAGAAUGACAUUUGGAACAUUUGUUGACCAGCCUGUUGACCAGCCUGUUGACCAGCCUGUUGACCAGCCUGUUUACCAGUCUGUUGAUCAGCCUGUUGACCAGCCUGUUGACCAGCCUGUUGACCAGCCUGUUGACAGCCUGUUGACCAGUCUGUUGAUCAGCCUGUUGACCAGCCUGUUGACCAGCCUGUUGACCAGCCUGUUGACCAGUCUGUUGACAGCCUGUUGACCAGCCUGUUGACCAGCCUGUUGAUCAGCCUGUUGACCAGCCUGUUGACAGCCUGUUGACCAGUCUGUUGACCAGCCUGUUGAUCAGCCUGUUGACCAGCCUGUUGACCAGCCUGUUGACCAGCCUGUAAAGCUAUUGGAGCCUUUAAGGUUACGUUUCGGACAGCAGACAUUUCUUAUGCUUUUACUAUCAGCGAUUGGCCACUGGGUAUAUGCCAAUCAUUCCUUAUGUCGACAGCGCCCGAACCCCAGGUCUGUUUACUCACACGCAAACAAAUAAAAACAAAUAGCAUAUGUUUAUUAUUAUUGUUAUUACUAGGCUAUUAUUAUGAUUAUUAUAAAUGCAUGAUGAGGUAAAUAAUGUAAAAGAUGAAUUCACAAAGACAUAUUCCAUAUUCUGAAGGACCACGUCUGACACGAGGUGAUGAUGAGAUGCACCGGUUUGAAUAUCGUCACGUUCGUCGUAUUGAUGAGACCAUGAAUACAUAUUCUUUAAUUAACGAAGAAACACUAA
This is a messenger RNA of Oncorhynchus keta (chum salmon), 4469 nucleotides long. Its product is annotated as stromal membrane-associated protein 2-like. The coding region runs from base 784 to 2679 and encodes 631 amino acids. Gene Ontology annotation, molecular function: GTPase activator activity. Gene Ontology annotation, biological process: regulation of clathrin-dependent endocytosis. Lineage: Eukaryota; Metazoa; Chordata; Actinopteri; Salmoniformes; Salmonidae. The record is from RefSeq and is a predicted model, not a curated record. The transcript has 10 exons.